GACCAAUAACAUACAUACUUCAGUUAAUUUAGCAUAUUUUGUAAACCCCAAUUAAAUUAAAAAGAAAAAACCAAGGUAUCAUACGACGUCUCCAUGCGAGGCCAAACCUAAACCAAUUUUCUUACGCCAAAUUUCUCCUCUUUCCCUUCCAUCGUAAUCCUCCCCUUCCGCCGUUUUUCGUUUUUCCGAUUCGCCGUCGGACCACCACAGGGAAAAACCUUUCCAAAUAUGUCCGAGGACGACAAGCCGGUCGGAAAGACCGCGCCCAACGCCAUCUUUGACGAUCCCCAGGGGGUUCCUAUCCAGCAAACCAUGUUCCGCGACACUCCUGCUCCUUUCUACUGUGUUUAUUGUGGAAUUUCCGGUCUCACCACCGUCAGAUCAAAGGUAAGUUCAGCUGCUGUGGUUGGUUGUAUGAUUCCACUUAUGUUGGGAGUAUGCUUUCUUUGUCCUUCAAUGGACUGCCUUUGGCACAAGUAUCACUAUUGCCCCAGCUGCAAGGAAAAGGUGGGUGAUUUUGAGAAAUUGGAUAAGUGUGCUGUGAUGGAUCCUUCAAACUGGACACAGCAAAGCUUUGCGUUGCCUGCUUGAUUUUCACGAGCUGCUACUUUUCCACGCGGUUAUUUUGCGUUGUGUGCAGUCAGUUUUUGCUCUACUCUUGUGCUCUUGUUGAGAUAUUCUUGUUACACUUAGGAGGGAUAGGCAAAGAUUGGAGAUGUGUGCAUAUGUACACUCGUGAUAGAACCAAGUACAUAUUUUUAUCCAUUCACCUUACAAGUCAUUUCAUACACCUUUUGUUCCUUCACCUUACAAUUCCAGAUUGCAUACGUUUGUCCAAUUAAUUUCCCUUGGCUGUUCACUAUCUGCAUCCCCCUAGCGUCAUUUGUUUUUAACUUCUCAAAUUACAUUUUGACCAUGCAUCUCCCCCUUCGGACGAAUCGUUCAUAGGGGCUUCUUUUCCUUCUUAAUUUGGUUUUCCUGCUUGGUUUUGAGGGGACUUGAACUCUGAUCCUUGAUGGUACUGUCUGGUAUCACACAAGUAAGCCGUGAAGAACAUCUUGGAGAAGAUGAUAUACCUGAGUUCAUUGGGGUGUUGCCCAGAUGCAGAUGAAUCUAAUUGGAAUGCCGCGGUUUUGAAUCUGGAAGCGAAGGUCCGGCAUGAGAAAUAAGAGCCGGUCUCGAUAGCCAAAGAGACUGCCUGCAGGGGGUAUGCCAUGGCAGGAUGUUCACUUCAAGACGAUGGCAGCUUUACAGAUCCCUUUCAUGGAGUUGCAGGCUGCAGGCAAGUCAUCCUUGGCUACAAUACAUGACACUCUCCAUUCCCAUGUUGAACAUUACUUCCUUUCUUCCCGAGUAGAAAAAGAAUUAAAGCCCCCUUGUGUGCAUUCCUUUUGAACCAAAAGGAGAAUUUAUGUAUGUAUGUGUGCUUGUGUGUGUGGAUUGAAGUUUGGUUUUAUAUGUUAAAAUUAGCGGCAGCUCCACAACAA
Cucurbita moschata (crookneck pumpkin) is the source of this 1487-nucleotide messenger RNA. RefSeq names its product GSH-induced LITAF domain protein-like. The record is from RefSeq and is a predicted model, not a curated record. Lineage: Eukaryota; Viridiplantae; Streptophyta; Magnoliopsida; Cucurbitales; Cucurbitaceae. Gene Ontology annotation, molecular function: zinc ion binding. The transcript has 3 exons. Bases 229 to 591 code for a protein of 120 amino acids.